ACCACAUGAAAGAACUGCCUUGAAAUUGACGAAAUUGGAAAAAAAAAAUCAAGUCCUGUGAAACCAGUGAGCCAUGGACGAGAGGCUCCCGCCGCCGCCGCAAUUCCAGCUCGUCUCCCCCUCGUCCAUGUCGGCGCCGGCCUCGCCGUACUCCGCGCUCCACCCGCUCCUCCUCCCCUCCCCGAAUCCCCACCUCCUCCUCAAGCCCAAGACGUUGACCCUCUCGCUCUCCUCCUCCUCCCUCGCCUCGAUACCCUCCUCCUCCUCUCCCGCCCCAGCCGCCUCCGACGCCUGGGAGCUCGUCCAACCAACCGUGACCGUUGCUGCCGCUGCCCCCAUCGACGGCGGCCUCGACGACUGCGCCAUCUUCCCGCCGCGCCUCCACGAGGGCCUGGGCCUGGAGGGGGAGGAAGAGGAGGCCGCGGCUAAGGAAGAAAAGGAUGAGGAGGAGACUGAUGACGAAGAGGUGGAGUGGAUCUGGGGGUGGGGAAGGUGGCGCGCGGCGGCGAGGCGGGCGUGGGCGGCCGGGGCGGAGGGCGUGCUCGUGCACGGAGAGUGCGGGUGCCCCGGAGUGAGGCCAGCCGUAUGGUCGGCCGCGGCGGCGGCCGUUGUGGUUGGGGCGCUGUUGUACGUGCGCCGCCGGGACAGGAGGGAAAGGGACCUCCUCGUCCUGCUCUCGCAGGAGAAGGAUAAGAGGAUAGCACAACUUCUCCAUCAAAUUGCUUUACUGAGUGACAUCAGAAGCGGCAGCGAAGCAAUUAAAAUUUUGAGGAACUCUUGAUUAUUGCUUCCUGUGCAAGAGAUUCAUUCGGUUGUAAUGUCGUAUAGCAAUCUGGUUAGGUACUUACAGAAUGUUGCAUCAGGAAGUACUCCAGGAUCGUGUAGCCUAAUUAUAGUUCAGUUGCGUGAUAUUGCAUAUAUCUGAUGUUUGUGUAAUUGGAGAAAUACACCUCCUUCGCCUUGGGACAAAACCUCCAAGAUUCAACACUUAAUCCCCCUUUGUUCUUAAGAUUUGUAAAUAGAUGCAUGAUAACAUCGCCAGUUAUAAAAAUGUAGAAAUUGUUGUUCCAA
This is a messenger RNA of Brachypodium distachyon (stiff brome), 1071 nucleotides long. RefSeq lists its product as uncharacterized. Bases 74 to 781 code for a protein of 235 amino acids. NCBI's taxonomy places the organism in Eukaryota, Viridiplantae, Streptophyta, Magnoliopsida, Poales, Poaceae. The transcript has 2 exons. The record is from RefSeq and is a predicted model, not a curated record.